Molecule: messenger RNA, 1173 nt
Organism: Oldenlandia corymbosa var. corymbosa
Lineage: Eukaryota; Viridiplantae; Streptophyta; Magnoliopsida; Gentianales; Rubiaceae
Source: the annotation of a GenBank genome assembly
AUGGCUUCUAUUGCCGACCCGCCAGUUCAAACGGCUGACCUGUACCCAGCCCGAAAUCUUCCAGAGGAACUGAUCUUUGAAAUCCUUUCAAGACUCCCAGCCAAAUCUUUGGGCAGAUUCAAAUCUGUUUCGAAACCAUGGCGUUCUUUGAUCUCAAGCUCCAACUUCAUCAAAACCCAUUUCCGAACUGCCUGUGGAAGUGAUGAUUUGGAUCAUAAAACCAUCAUCUUUAAAUUAUUACUAAAUUCCCCAGGUCGUUUCUCCGAUGUGAAGCAAUGUUCUCUCAGUUCUGUUGUGGCCCCCGGUGAAGCUUUCACCAGUGCCGAGCUAUCUGACAGUGAUUAUCUAAUGAAAGAUACAGGUAAUUCGUUUAGAAUUGUGGGUUCUUGUGAUGGAUUUGUUUGCAUUUCUGUUGAUGAUGGAAAAGAUUUGUUUCUGUGGAACCCUUGUAUCAAGAAGUCUAAGAAAUUGCGUGAUAGCUAUAUAGAGAAUCGGCUUUUUCGUAAUGAUGUAUUGGGGUUUGGUUAUGAUGAAUUGAAUGAUGAUUACAAGGCCGUCCGGUUAUGUGUUCAUGUUCCCAGUGGACAUGUUACUGAAGUUAGAGUGUAUAGUUUAAGGAAUGAUUCUUGGCGUCCAGUUGGAUUAGGUAAGGAUGUUCUCCGGGCUGGAUCUCAUUCUGGACAAUAUGCAAAUGGUAAUCUUCAUUGGGUUAUGGCCAUAUAUGGUGUUAUAAGUUGGAAAUUUCUCAGCUUUGAUUUGGCCAGUGAGACAUUCGUGGAAAUCGAGUGGCCAAGUUCCAAAGAGGGUCUAGAUGAUUGGUCAGUUGGAACUUUGCGAAGCUGCCUUUGUGUUCUUUAUGAUUAUGAGAGAAGUUAUGUAGAUUUGUGGAUUAUGAAGGAGCAUGGAGUGAAAGACUCAUGGACAAAACUCGUUUCCGUUCCUUAUAUAGAUCUUCCUGAAAAUUGUACAUCCUCUUUGCCUAUUUGCAUGUUAAGUAAUGAUGAUAUACUGUUGCAAGUCGGUUCAAUGUUGGUACUUUACAGUCCAAAGAGUAAGACAUUCAGGUGGUAUCCUGGAAUAAACAACGUCGUCGAAGUGAGUAUAUUCACUGAGAGUUUGUUAUCACCUUAUUUCCAUGAUGAAGAGCAGAGGCAGGCCACUCCAGUUAACUAA